Exophiala xenobiotica is the source of this 1743-nucleotide messenger RNA. RefSeq lists its product as uncharacterized. Lineage: Eukaryota; Fungi; Ascomycota; Eurotiomycetes; Chaetothyriales; Herpotrichiellaceae. The coding region runs from base 1 to 1743 and encodes 580 amino acids. The record is from RefSeq and is a predicted model, not a curated record. The transcript has 2 exons.
AUGAUGCGGAUUUUGUGCUGGAGUGAAGUGAUUGCCGCGGUGGCUGCGGUCGCUGAUGCUGCGAGCUUGCAGGAUGUGUGCACACCAUCCUAUGUACAGGCCUCACUGCCGUCAUCUGACUCCUUCACCGGCAUUACCAUUGAUUCAUCUUCAGUAGUUGUCAAUGCUGUGACUGCUUCCGAAGUCACGAAGGAAUCCAUGUACCCAGAUGCUGUCUUCGACUAUUGCAAUGUCUCGUUCGCCUACUCUCACGACGGCAGAAACGACCAGGUUCUCCUCUGGUACUGGCUGCCUACCCCAAACAACUUCAAGAACCGCUUUCUCUCCACAGGAGGUGGGGGGUACGCCAUCAAUUCGGGCAACGGAUCCCUCCCAGGAGGUAUUAUUUACGGAGCGGCCGCUGGUGCCACGGAUGGAGGUUUCGGAAGCUUCGGUACGAAUGCUGACCAAGUCAUUCUGCUGGCGAAUGGCACAAUCAACAGGGAUACUCUAUACAUGUUCGGCUAUGAAGGCAUCCACGAGAUGACCCUUAUUGGGAAACAGCUGACCAAGAACUUCUUCAACAUGUCUACAUCCAAGUUGUAUGCUUAUUACCAAGGCUGCUCGGAAGGGGGCCGUGAAGGUUGGAGUCAGAUUCAGCGGUUCGCGGACCAAUGGGACGGUGCUGUGACCGGCGCCCCGGCCUUUCGAUAUGGCCAGCAACAAGUCCAGCAUCUCUACUCGGGAGUAGUCGAGCAGACUCUGAACUAUUUCCCACCCCCGUGCGAAUUGCAGAAAAUCGCCAACGAGACCAUUGUAGCAUGUGACCAUUUGGACGGCAAGACUGACGGCGUCGUUGCGCGUACCGACCUUUGUAUGCUGCACUUCAACAUUAAUACUACAAUUGGCUUGCCAUAUUAUUGCCCAGCUACUCAACCAGGAAACAUUUUCCCUCCGGCUCCAGCUACACCCGUGCAGAAUGGAACUGUCACAGCGCAAGGCGUGGCCGUGGCUCAGGCCAUUCUCGACGGGCUUCAUGAUUCUCAAAACCGACGUGCUUACUUCUCGUAUCAGCCCGCUGCUACAUUUGCCGACGCUCAGACAGCGUACGACAACACAACAAGCUCCUGGGGGCCGUACAUAUCAUCUCUAGGUGGCGAAUGGGUUGAGAAGUUCCUCAACCUCCAAAACGGUACGAAUCUACCUAGUCUUGACAAUGUCACCUACGACACGCUCACGGCAUGGAUGAUUGAGGGAUGGCAGCGGUAUGAAGACGUCUUGCAGACCACGUGGCCGGAUCUGACGCCCUUUCAAGAGGCUGGUGGCAAAGUCAUCCACUACCACGGCGAGUCAGACAACAGCAUUCCAACAGCAUCUUCCGUCCGAUACUGGGAAUCGGUUCGGAGGGUCAUGUACCCCGGUCAAACCUACAACGAGAGUGCUGCGUCUUUGAAUGGGUGGUACCGCCUGUUCCUCGUCCCAGGAGCGGCUCAUUGUUCACCUAACACGCUACAACCGAAUGGGCCAUUUCCUCAGACCAAUCUGGCAGUGUUGAUAGAAUGGGUUGAGCAUGGCACCGUGCCUACGACCCUGAAUGCCACGUACCUUGCGGGCGAGAAUCUCGGACAGAAUGCCCAGAUAUGCGCCUGGCCACUGAGGCCCAUCUGGUCGAACAAUGGGACGACCAUGGAGUGUCAGUACGAUCAAGCUUCCAUCGACACGUGGCAUUACAAUAUGGAUGCGUACAAGCUGCCCCUGUACUAG